AUGGCUAGAGACUGUUUUCAGCUACACUUGGAUGAAAAACAAAAACUAAAAGCCUUCUUUAAGUCUGACUUCAAUAAAGUAGCACUUACUACUGAUUGUUGUACUUCUAUUCAAAAUCAAAACUACUUAACCCUUACAUCACACUUUGUGGAUAACAAAUGGAACUAUGAAAAGAGAAUUAUAAGCUUCACAGUUAUUCCAAACCACAAGGGUGACACGGUAGGUAGGAAGAUUGAAGAGGUGUUAAGGGAUUGGGGAAUUAGGAAUGUGUCUACCAUAACUGUUGAUAAUGCAACUUCAAAUGAUGUAGCUGUAACAUAUUUGCUUAGAAAAAUAUCAACUAUGAAUGGGAUGACGGGGGAUGGAAAAUGUUUUCAUAUGAGGUGUGCUGAUCACAUAUUGAACUUGGUGGUAAAUGAGGGUUUGAAAGAUAAGAAUUUGUCUAUUACUAGUGUUAGGGGUGCUGUUAGAUUUGUCAAGUCCUCCCCUCAUAGGGCCGUCAAGUUUAAAGAAUGCAUUGAAUUUGCUGGAAUAACUUGUAAAAAACUAGUAUGUCUCGAUGUUUCAACUCGUUGGAACGUGACAUAUUUGAUGCUUGAGGCUAUAGAGAAGUUUCAAGCUGCUUUUGAUAAGCUUGAGCAUGAAGAGUCGAGCUAUAGGGAGUUCUUUGGAAAAGGUAGUCCUCUUAGUAGUGAUGAUUGGGACAUUAUUAGAGCCUUUAUCUCUUUUUUAAAGUUAUUCUAUGAAGCAACUAAUGUUUUUUCCACCUCUCAAAGUGUGAGUUUGCAUAGUGCUUUUCACCAAGUGUGUGCGAUCUAUUGUGAGCUGAAGCAAACUACUAUGAACUUGAAUGGUGUUUUUGCAAGUGUGGGUGGGGACAUGAUGGAAAAGUGUAAUAGAUAUUGA
Lathyrus oleraceus (garden pea) is the source of this 906-nucleotide messenger RNA. Its product is annotated as zinc finger BED domain-containing protein RICESLEEPER 2. The transcript has 2 exons. The coding region runs from base 1 to 906 and encodes 301 amino acids. Lineage: Eukaryota; Viridiplantae; Streptophyta; Magnoliopsida; Fabales; Fabaceae. The record is from RefSeq and is a predicted model, not a curated record.